Molecule: messenger RNA, 763 nt
Organism: Triticum dicoccoides
Lineage: Eukaryota; Viridiplantae; Streptophyta; Magnoliopsida; Poales; Poaceae
Product: dirigent protein 21-like
Exons: 1
Coding region: 28-570 (180 amino acids)
Source: RefSeq, a predicted model, not a curated record
UCUGUCCUAUACAUCCUAGUACAAACCAUGGCCAUCAGGCACACCAUGCAGCUCCUACCGGCCUUCAUCUUCGCCCUAGCCCUAGUCCUUAUGGCGUCAGCUGCGGCAACGGAGACGAUCCACCUCAAGUUCUACAUGCAUGACAUCGUCACCGGCGGGCCAUCGAGUCCAGCAACAGCGGUGCAAGUCAUCAAAGGUGUGGUGCCGCUGGCCAACGACCCCACCACCUACUUCGGCGACAUGUACGUCAUCGACGACCUGGUGACGGAGGGCCCAGACGCGGCGUCCCCCGCCGUCGGCAGGGCACAGGGGUUCUUCCAGUUCGCGUCGAUGACAGAGUACGCGCUGCUGCUCACUGCCAAUUUCGUGUUCACGGCAGGGAGUCAAAACGGCAGCUCCGUGGCCGUACUCUCCAGGGACGUCAUCUUCGACAGUGUCAGGGAGUUGCCGAUCGUAGGCGGCACUGGCGGCCUCCGUGGUGCGACUGGGUACGGUCUGCUCCGGACACACUCGGUCAACACCACCACCAGGAACGCGGUGCUCACGAUUGAUAUGUACCUCCGCGUGUAGGUGCAUGCAGACCCUAGGUCUGAACUUACUUUCAUGCAUCUGGUGGGUGCUUGCAUAAAAGAAGCAUCUACGAUUAAUUUGUGUCAUUGUGUGUGUGUGUGUGUGUCAUGGUCCGGAAUGUCUUCAGCAUGUCAGUGCGUCCGAUUUAUUUGUGUAGCUUCCAGGUGUAAGUGUUAUAAUGUGAGUUCAUGAU